Molecule: messenger RNA, 2868 nt
Organism: Penaeus chinensis
Lineage: Eukaryota; Metazoa; Arthropoda; Malacostraca; Decapoda; Penaeidae
Product: gamma-butyrobetaine dioxygenase-like
Exons: 12
Coding region: 1-1494 (497 amino acids)
Biological process (GO): carnitine biosynthetic process
Cellular component (GO): mitochondrion
Molecular function (GO): oxidoreductase activity
Source: RefSeq, a predicted model, not a curated record
AUGGGUUUGCAGUCUUGCUCAGAUUUUGAUUCUCCAACCUGCGUGGAUCUUCUCUGGCCACGCGUAUAUAAGGUACCGCUGCCUAUAAUCGUUGGCAGUGUCAACAUUACUCCGAUACAAGUCCUUACGCUCCUACUAAAGUUCCAGAAAGACCCCAAGAUGUCCCUUGCGAGGAGUCUCCGGCUUCUGCGGCGCAUGGCGGUGCCUGCCCUGCAGCCUUCCCGCGGCCUGCACGUCAGAGGUAAGGCGACGAUGGUGUCGGCCGCCAUCCGCGCCGACCUGGCCAGCCCCCCCGCCAUCCAGUCCGCCCUCCCCGCGCAGCACCUCACCGCCAAGGUCAUGUUCGACGACCACACCUACGCCGACUUCAAGUACAUUUGGCUGCGGGACAACUGCCAGUGCCCGAAGUGCAUCGACGCAAGCACCAAGCAGAAGCUGGUGGACACGCCCCACCUCGACGUCAACCUAAAGCCUCUUUCGCUCACCAUCAAUGGGGAGGGGAAGCUGGCGAUCUCGUGGGCGGAGGCCGACGGGAGCGAGCACAACUCCGUCUACGACCCUGCCUGGCUCUUCAAGUACGGCCAGUCCUUCAUGCACAACAACUUCGCGAGUGACACCGUCGACAUGGACCUCCUGCCGCAGCGUCCUGAGAUGGAACUGUGGGACCGAACCUCCAUCUGGGCUUCCUUCCCCGAACUCUCCUACAACGAGUUCAUGGAGACGGAAUCCGGACUCGGAGUCUGGCUGGACAUGUUCUACAGGUAUGGAGUGGCUGUGCUCCGUGGUGUGCCAACAGAGGUCAACAAGAUUGUGGAUGUGGUGAAGCGGUUUGCAUAUGUGAAGGAGACGCAGUAUGGCACCACCUUUGAUGUGAUCAACAAGCCAGUGGAGGGCGCACAUUUGGCCUACACUGGUGUGGCGCUGUCACAUCACACUGACAUGAACUACAGGGAAAAGUCCCCUGGAAUGCAGCUGCUUCAUUGCCUCAAGGCUAAUGACCCCAAGUUGACAGGUGAAGACCCUGGUGGCCGUUCCUUCUUUGCUGAUGGCUUCCGGAUUGCCAGGUGGCUCGAAGAAAAUGAACCAGCUGCCUACCAUAUCCUCACUUCCACUCCAGUCAGGUUCUCCAUCAAGAAUGAGGGCAAGCAGUACUCUGCCCUCUGGCCUAUUCUGUGCACCAACACUGACGGUGAUGUCACAGAGGUCCACUACAACAAUCGCACUAUGAAGCCACUGCAGGCUCCCACCCAUGUGGUCACUCCCUUCUACCAGGCUUACAGGCUGUUCUCGGAGCGCCUGCGUGACCCUGGCAUGGGAUUGGAGUUCAACAUGGUACCAGGUGACCUUGUGGCGUUCAACAACCGCAGAGUUCUCCACGGCCGAACUGCCUUUGAUGCCACUAAAGUUGACAGACAUCUUCAGGGAUGUUAUGUGGAUAUUGACGAGGCCUUCGCGAAAUAUGAUAGCCUUCGCUCAAAGUUUCACCAGAAGUGAGUGCACAGUCAAGUGGAAGAAGGAGGAGGGGGAGGGGAAGGAAAAGCAGUGAAGAGGGAGGAGAGGGAGAAGGAUAAGCAGUAAAGAGGGAAGAGGGGGAGAAGGAUAAGCAGUAAGAAGGGAGGAGGAGGAGCAGUGAGAAGUUAGAAGAAGGAUAAGCAGGGAAGAGGAAGAUUAAGAAGUAUAACAGUGUGAAGAAGGAGAAGCAGUGAGGAAGGAGGAGGAGGAGGAGGAGGAGUAAAGAGGAAGGAUAAUAAGGAAUAAUAAGGAUAAAUGGUGUAAAGAAAGGGCAGUGAGGAGGGAGGAAGAAGAGAAGAAGCAAUGAUAAAACUGUUGUAAUAUGUCUUUCAUCGCUCCUUUUUGCGUGCAAUAUAAGGAACAAUAGAUAGUUUGUGACUUAGUUUUAGUCUUAUGAUAUCUGUAUUACAAAUCAUGUAUUAGCUGUGCAUAUGCAGCCUCAUGGUGGAUUGUUCAAGGGAAAUGAUUUUGAGCAAGGCUUUUCACUUUAGAAAAUUAUCUUGUAUCUUUAAGUUCAUUCAUUCCAUAGUUUAUCAAAUAUCAGUCAUUCCACUGAUUCAUAUAACCAUUUUUCUAACAUUUUCAAAGUGACUUGCAUUCCUAAAACAAGGCAAAAAUUGGCACUAAUUCAUAUAUGAUUGCAGAUAUUAGCAAAAGCUCCCAAAUGUAUAUUUAUUUGUAGGUGAAAUUUCUGAUUUAGAUCUGUAUCAGCUAAAAUAGGUGUACAUGUUUAUGAAUCUAUUUUAUAAGAUUUUUUUAAUAUAUAAAUCAAAUUUAUAUGAAAGGCUUUGUGGAAUAUCAAGCCACUGUAUAAAAGUGUGAGCUGUGUCACUAACUUGUAAUAGUGAUUAAUUUUGUAUUGGAUAUGAAAUAUUUUGCAUAAAUACUGAUUUACACUGCAGUUUACAAUAUGACAAAUAUUUAUGAUAUUGAAACCCUUUGCUAUUAUUUAAGAAAAGGGUGAUUAAUAAUGUAUGUGCAGCUCUUUCUCUUGUUUUAUUAAUCGCUGAAAGAAAGUCAUGUAUGUUAAAAUAUGAUUAUCACAGAUUAAUCUUUGAAGAAUGAGAUGUAUUUCUCUAUUGCUAAAAUCAUACUGUAUUGCAAAGAACAUCAUUUGCUCUAUAUACUGGCUAUCUCCAGCAUUAAAAUUUAAUGCUGGAUGGUCAGAAAAUGCAAUUGUGUUUUGUAAAGUUUCAAUAAUUUAAGCUGAGGGAUACUUUCAGUGAUAUGAUGUUGAUAGCAUGUACCAAUGCAACAAUGCAAUGCAAACAAGUACAGUCUUAAAGGGUUUUGGUAACAUUUAUUAUUAAGACUGACUGUUAAACUUCUAUAUUUAAUGAAGUAUAAUAUAUCCUC